Messenger RNA from Selaginella moellendorffii, 804 nucleotides. RefSeq names its product probable LRR receptor-like serine/threonine-protein kinase At2g16250. The coding region runs from base 1 to 804 and encodes 267 amino acids. The transcript has a single exon. NCBI's taxonomy places the organism in Eukaryota, Viridiplantae, Streptophyta, Lycopodiopsida, Selaginellales, Selaginellaceae. The record is from RefSeq and is a predicted model, not a curated record. Gene Ontology annotation, molecular function: protein binding.
AUGGCUCAGCUCAACAAGCUUGAGUACCUGUCGGUGGCAAACAACAAGCUUAGUGGAACUCUUCCAGUAAGUUUGUUUUCUUCUAUGAAAGAUUUGCAAAGGCUUUACCUCCAAAACAAUCAAUUCGCUGGUGCGCUUCCGACGUCACUCUCCAAUACCGUCAACCUGAGAUACUUCGACGCCAGCCAUAAUGGCUUCACGGAUAGUCUGCUCUUCUCCAAGCUGCCGAAGUCUCUAUACCAGCUUUCACUGCGAAGUAACGCAGCCUCUCUGACGCUUGACAGCCCCGACGUUACAAGGUUUCAGGAUCUCGAGGUGCUGGACUUGAGCAGCAACAAAGUAAGGGGACCUCUCCCUUCCACGAUAUUCUUGCUACCGAGCCUCCAGCAGCUAAACCUUUCCCACAACCAGCUCACUUCAAUCAGCUCAACCGAUCACCUGGAUUUUAGCAACAGCCAGCUCGUUGCUUUUGACGCGAGUCAUAACAACAUCCGAGGCAGCUUGCCGGUUGCGUUGUCGAGGCUUAACAGGCUUUCAUCCCUCUCCUUAAGCAGCAACCAUUUCACCAGUAGGAUCCCAGACGAGUACGCGAAGAAAGUUGCAGCCGAUGGUUCCACUGCUCUACCGCUGGCCAGAUUGUUCUUGGACGGAAACUAUCUCCAAGGCGAGGUACCCAGCCUAUUUCUAAAGCCCCUCCCAAACCUCAUCAGCGCCAGCUUCACAUACAACUGCCUCAAGAAAUGUCCAGCCAGUCUUUCCUUCUGUAGUGGAAGCCAGAGGCCCGAUUCCGAGUGCCGCUACUAG